Cryptococcus wingfieldii CBS 7118 is the source of this 888-nucleotide messenger RNA. RefSeq lists its product as hypothetical. Lineage: Eukaryota; Fungi; Basidiomycota; Tremellomycetes; Tremellales; Cryptococcaceae. The transcript has 4 exons. Bases 1 to 888 code for a protein of 295 amino acids. The record is from RefSeq and is a predicted model, not a curated record.
AUGUCCAACACCACCCUCGACGACACUUCUCCUUUUAUCACCUAUGGCGGGGACACCUGGGGCACAAACCAUACCAACGACGCCCUCCUUCCCAAGUACUUUGACGCCACAUUCCACUCUACUACGGUCGCUGGCGCUUGGGCGAGGUUCUGCUGGAAUGGGACAGACAUUACACUUUUCGGAGCCAGGAGGAACAACCACGCGUUGUACGCUGUCACAGUCGACAAUGGGCCUGUGGUAUGGUUCAACGGUUUCUCCGGCCCCGACCAGCUCCAAGCACCCCUUUUCGCCUCGGCCGGUCUUGAGCAAGAAAAACAUCAGAUCACAAUCUUUAACGAAAACAAUGUCAACGCGACCAAGGAGCUCAUUUGGCUUGACGUCGAUUAUAUCAACUUCAUCGGGGAUGCGAUUGAUUGUGCGGAAGUGGAAAACAACACUGUCAUUCCUUCUGGUACUAUCGCGCCUCCUGCCGGGAUGACUGAAUCUGCCAUCACCUCUGCCAUCUCUUCCACCAUUACCUCUUCCUCCUCGUACGACAUCGCCUCUUCCAGCGACGUCGAGAGCUCUUCCUCCCUGUCCUCCUCCUCCGAGAUCUCUUCGUCUUCCAGCUCCGAAGUCUCUUCUACGAUCUCAAGCUCAAUCGCUGCUCCCACCACCUUAUCCAUCUCUUCCUCCUCUACUUCAACGUCUGCACGAGCUAGGACGACUGUGAUUAUGGAUCAACCGAACGUCUCUACCAAUGCUGCUUCUUCCACAGCGGAGAUUGCUGGUGCUCAGGGGACGGCUUCGUCCAGCGGUGCGGCGCUUUCAGCGAGGAUGGAAUUGGGAAUUGGGCAGGUGGCUUUGAUUGGAGUUAUGGGUUGGUACUUUGGGCGAUUCGUUCGAUAG